GGAAGCUAUGGGAUAGAUGGAAUCUUCGAGGACUCAUUAUUAUCAGUCUCUCACUGCAAGCCUUCUUAAUUAUGUUUGCAUCAUCAAGAAAACGAAGAGGUGGAUGGAAAAUUGUCAUGUUAAUCUGGUCAGCUUAUCUGCUUGCGGACUGGGUUGCUACAGUUGCCAUUGGACUCAUCUCUAGCGGCCUUGGACUCACCCCCAUCAGUCAGGCUAACACGUCGACUAGCCGUGAAAGCAAUGACAUCUUGGCUUUUUGGGCACCAUUUCUUUUGCUGCAUCUUGGUGGCCCCGACACGAUUACCUCUUUCGCCCUAGAGGACAACGAGUUGUGGGUGAGGCACAUGCUCGGGCUUGCAUUACAGGUUCUUUCUACCGUCUAUGUCUUCCUUCAGUCACUCCCAAAGAACAUUCUGUGGCUUCCUUCCGGGUUCAUGUUUAUUGCAGGAAUAAUCAAAUAUGCAGAGCGGAAUCGUGCUUUGUAUCUUGCAAGCUUGAAUCAUUUUGGAGAAUCUGCAUGUAGGAAGCCAAACCCCGGCCCUGAAUAUCAAAGGAUUCAGAAGAUGUACUCUUCAAUCAGACGAGCUCACCUUCCAGCACAAACACGAAAUAUAAGAAGACCAGAGAUUUCUGAAAACAUGGAGUACCUAGAAGGCCAACCAGUAGAUGACUCUGAUUCAAGGGCAAUAUUAAGAUUUGCAUUUGAGUUCUUUGAUACUUUCAAGGGGUUAAUUGCAGGACUUCUUCUUAGUCCACAAGAACGCCAUGUGAGCCGAGAAUUUUUUCUCAACCGAAAUUCAAAAUACGUGAUCCAAAUCAUAGAGAUUGAGCUGAGCAUUUUGUAUGAGGUUCUUCAUACCAAGGUGCAGGUGGUACGAUGUAAAACUGGAUACAUUUUCCGCAGUAUUAGUUUUUUUUGCAUCUUGGGUGCCUUCUUCUCAUUCUUCUUUGUUAAGAAGCAUUCGUUCCGAAUGUUUGACAUCAGGCUAAGCUACGGUUUACUGAUUGGUGCUAUGGUAUUGGACUUCAUUUCUCUCAUCUUUGUCAUUUUAUCUGACUGGACUGUUCGUGGCCAGUAUUGGGGCAAGGGGGCCGAAUAUAUAGCAUCUAGAGUUAUCAAUAGGCGCAGGUGGUCUGGAUCUGUGUCUCAGUACAAUUUUUUUACUUAUUGCCUAAAUGAUUAUCCAGAAUGGAUAAACAAAUUGGCCGAAGCUCUGCGCUUGGGGAGCAUCUUGGAAGUCAUUAAUGGAAUGCGACAUCGGUCCUCCGAGGAAUUCAGAAAAGAUCGAGAAUGGCGCUUCAUUUUUAAAGAACUGAGGAAAAAGUCUCAGAAUGCCAAGACCGUGGCGGAGGGUAAGAGGAUUUGUUUAAAGAGAGGGGAUGGAAUUCUCAGCAAAUGUGAAAAUGAGAAUGUUAGGCGGAGCAUUCAGGAUUUUGAAUACACGGAAAGCCUUCUAAUGUGGCACAUUGCGACAGAGUUAUGUGACGAAGACGAAGCUGAGGUCGAGUUAUGUGACGAAGACAAAGCUAAGGUCUCGUUAUGUUUCGAAGACAAAGCUAAGGUCGAGUUAUGUGACGAAAAGAAAGCUGAGGACGGGCAUUCAUCUGAGAAUAUUGAUUAUAAAGCAAUAUGCAAGUUACUUUCGGAUUAUAUGUUUUACCUUCUGAUGAUCCAGCCAACAAUGAUGGCCCCAGUGUCCGGUAAUUGGAAAUUGGUAUUCCAAGACACAUGUGCAGAGACCAAGAGAUUCUUGUCUGAACAUCCCGUUUCAACUACAGAGGAGGCCUGCGAAGCGAUCCGUAAAGUGGGAGCAAAAAUGAAGCCUAGGGCUUUAAAAGGUGGAGAAAGCAAAUCGGUAUUGUUUGAUGCAGGAAUCCUCGCUGGCGAACUCCAGAAGUUGAAGGGUGAGCGAUGGAAACUGAUGAGCAAAGUUUGGGUAGAAUUCAUGUCCUAUGCAGCAAUUAAUUGUAGGGCAAAUGUCCAUGCGCAGCAACCAAGUAACGGGGGCGAACUUCUGACUUUCGUUUGGUUAUUGAUGAAUCAUUUGGGAUUGGGAACUCAAGUUUCGGAAGAUGAAGCAGUUAGAUUGAAGUUUGUUGUGGGAAAGUGAAUCAAAAUGAAACUGUAGAAGUUGAUUUUGUGUCUCUUCCUCUCAUCUGUCUUUGUUUGGGACCAAAUGAAAAUGAUGGGUUAUA
Rubroshorea leprosula is the source of this 2196-nucleotide messenger RNA. Lineage: Eukaryota; Viridiplantae; Streptophyta; Magnoliopsida; Malvales; Dipterocarpaceae. The record is from the annotation of a GenBank genome assembly.